AAAAAAUCUCACACCCUUUUCACCAAAAAAAAAAAAAAGCUAAAGAGAUCUUUCAAGAAGCUCGAAAACAUGGUGGCUAGGAAGGAGAAGAACAGUGCAAAACGCAGGAAGCUUCAUUUUCCGACAAAUCUCUCUGACUGCAAACUUAAAGCGGUGAUCGGAGAGGCACUCGUAUUAUACAUAUCAUUGCUCAAACUCAAGAUCGAAGCCUUGAAUCAGAUUAAGAACCAAUAUGAGUUCGAGGAAGUGAAGGUGGAGAAGAUUGAGGAGAGGUUCCAAGUAAAGGUAAGAUGCCAAAGGGGAGGGCAUAAGCUCGUGCAAGUUCUUGAAGCAUUUGAGGAAAUGGGAUUGGAAGUGAUUCAAGCACGAGUUUCAUGCCAAGGCUCAUUCUCCAUGGAAGCCAUUGUUGAACCCCGAGACCAAGGAGCAAAGGUGGUGUGGGAUGUUGAUUAUAUGACCCAAAUCCUCGUUCAAGCGCUUGUAAAGCCAAAUGGGUGAGAGAGAAUGAAAUGUAAUAUUGGAAGAGAGAGAGAGAAACCGAAGAUAUAAUUUUCCUAUUUUGAUAAAGAACCGACCUAUGUCUAGUAAUCAGUAGCGGAUCUAGAAAAAUUUGUAAACGGAUCCAUAGUAAUAUACAUGUAAUUUCGUAGGGACAAAUUUAAUUUUAUUACAGAGGCAUUUAUCAA
Tarenaya hassleriana is the source of this 686-nucleotide messenger RNA. RefSeq lists its product as uncharacterized. Bases 70 to 498 code for a protein of 142 amino acids. Lineage: Eukaryota; Viridiplantae; Streptophyta; Magnoliopsida; Brassicales; Cleomaceae. Gene Ontology annotation, cellular component: nucleus. The transcript is spliced from 3 exons. Gene Ontology annotation, biological process: regulation of DNA-templated transcription. Gene Ontology annotation, molecular function: DNA-binding transcription factor activity; sequence-specific DNA binding. The record is from RefSeq and is a predicted model, not a curated record.